Molecule: messenger RNA, 2113 nt
Organism: Zingiber officinale
Lineage: Eukaryota; Viridiplantae; Streptophyta; Magnoliopsida; Zingiberales; Zingiberaceae
Product: anaphase-promoting complex subunit 8-like
Exons: 4
Coding region: 107-1903 (598 amino acids)
Biological process (GO): cell division
Cellular component (GO): anaphase-promoting complex
Molecular function (GO): protein binding
Source: RefSeq, a predicted model, not a curated record
UAACUCUCUUCCCUCCCACCCGAACCAAAACCCCACCUCGCCGCCGUCUGCCGCAACGAAGCAAUCGUCGUCGACACUCCGAACGCCGGCGAAAUUUGAGAUCAGAAUGAGUUCCAAAGAGAGCUACCGAGUGGAGCUUCGAUCCGCCGCCCGCCAUCUCAGUGAUCGCGGCCUCUACUGUGCCGCCAAAUGGGCUUUGGAACUCCUCGUAGAUCUGGACGUUCUCCCUUCGGCAUCCUCGUCAGCUGUCUCCGCCCGUGCCAGUGCUGGCCCCUCUACCUCCGCAGCCAGCGGCUUCCGCUCCUUCUCCCACCUGCACCCUGAUGCCUCCUGUCGCCGCUGCGUCCGCUCUGACUCUUCAGCUCCCGCGUCAGCCGAGGCCGCUGUCACGCCCCAAGCCGGCGUAUCUUAUGUCAGCACGCCUCUACCUGCCGAUGAUGGGUUCGACGGCGGGAGCAAUGAUCGCUACCUCCUGGCCAAGUCAUACUUUGACUGCCGCGAGUACCGGCGGGCCGUCUACGUUCUCGAAAAUCAAACUGGGAAGAAGGCCGUUUUCUUCCGCUGCUAUUCCCUCUACUUGGCAGGAGAAAAGCGCAAGGAGGAAGAGAUGUUUGAACUUGAGGGAUCUUUGGGCAAGAGUGAUGCUGUAAACAGAGAGUUGAUUUCUUUAGAGAGAGAACUAUCUUCGUUAAGGAGAGCUGGCAGCAUUGAUUCAUUUGGUUUAUAUUUGUAUGGCAUCAUCCUCAAAGAUAAAGGCUGUGAGAAUGCUGCUAUGAAAGUGCUUGUGGAGUCUGUUAACUGCUUUCCAUGGAAUUGGAGUGCUUGGUUGGAACUUCAAGCCCUUUGCACUACUGCUGACACUUUGAACAAUCUGAAUCUAAAAAACCACUGGAUGAAGGACUUUUUUCUUGCUAGUGCAUAUCAGGAACUGAAGAUGCAUGAAGAAGCUUUGAAAAGAUAUGAACGCUUGUUGGGGGUUUUCCAGUCUAGCAACUAUAUUCAGUCUCAAAUUGCAACAGUUCUGUAUUGCUUGAGGGAGCUUGAUGAUGCUGAACUAAUCUUUGAAGAUCUUCUCUGCAAAGAUCCUCACCGUGUGGAAUCAAUGGAUGUCUAUUCGAAUUUACUCUACGCAAAAGAAUCUUUUUCUCCUCUGAGUUUCCUUGCCCACAGGGUGUCUUUAACAGACAAAUAUAGGCCAGAGUCUUGCUGCAUCAUAGCAAAUUAUUACAGUUUGAAGGGACAACAUGAGAAAUCAGUUUUAUACUUCAGAAGGGCGGUCAAACUUAACAGAAAAUUCCUUUCAGCUUGGACUCUAAUGGGCCAUGAAUAUGUUGAGAUGAAAAACACACCAGCUGCAACCGAUGCCUACCGCAGGGCCAUUGAAAUAAAUCCUAGAGACUACCGCGCGUGGUAUGGUUUGGGGCAAACCUAUGAGGUGAUGAGCAUGCCUUUCUACGCCCUUUACUAUUUUCGGAAAUCGUCAUACUUGCAGCCUAACGACUCUAGGCCUUGGAUCGCAAUGGCUCAUUUGUAUGAAAGUGCACCACUUCAGAUGCUCAAUGAGGCCAUCAAAUGCUUCAAAAGAGCUGCAAACUGUAAUGACAGUGAAGGGAUAGCCCUGCUUCAGCUUGCCAAGCUGCAUGAUGCUCUUGGGCAUUCUGAACGGGCUGCAUUUUUCUACAAGAAAGAUCUCGAUAGGAUGGAAGCUGAAGAGAGGCAAGGGCCUAAUAUGGUUGAAGCAAUGUUUUACCUCGCCAAGUAUUACCAAACUAAGAAGAGAUUCCAAGAAGCAGAGUACUAUUGCAGGAGGCUCUUGGAUUAUACUGGUCCGGAGAGCGAGACGGCAAGAAGUCUUCUAAGAGGAUUGGAAAUAUCUCCAGACAUGGAACAUUUUGGUCCAUGACUCCAAGUUUGUUGCUCCAGCAAUAUUUAGAGAUAUCUCAAUUAGUGGUCAUCUGGUAAUAUUCGAAGUAAGUUCUUUUUAGCUGCACUUAUUAGUGAAAUCUUUUCAGAAUCUCCUUGCUACCAUGUUUGAAACUUUUAGGCUGCAUUUAGAUUUUUUAAAAAAAUAUAUAUUUCUAUUCAGUUUAUAAAAAAUAAUUUUUAAAAAGUG